Molecule: messenger RNA, 4128 nt
Organism: Umbelopsis ramanniana AG
Lineage: Eukaryota; Fungi; Mucoromycota; Umbelopsidomycetes; Umbelopsidales; Umbelopsidaceae
Exons: 6
Coding region: 97-3873 (1258 amino acids)
Biological process (GO): protein polyubiquitination
Molecular function (GO): ubiquitin protein ligase activity
Source: RefSeq, a predicted model, not a curated record
UUGAAGCACAUCGUCACGUGAAACAGUCACGUGGUUUGAGCACAUAGACUCUUGAGUCGACUGGUGCGGCUUUUGCUUACCGAUCUUGCCCCAAGUAUGCCUGAUGUUGAUGAUGUCUCCUCACCUUCACAACAAACCUCAAUACCAACUUCACCUUUAAUGUCGCCGUCUGAUGAUCGUGAAGGCUUCCUUUGUUUAAGUCCCACGAACAAGGAUCCACGACCAUCCGCUAGCUCAGCACAGACCUCCAAGAUAAAUGCGACUAACAGUGCUAAUUCAACAGAAAUCAGCAUUCAUGCAGCACCUCGACGGAGACGCUCUUCUAAUGCCUCCAGCAAGCUAGCGGCUGUGCCUGGGAAUCCAUUGAGACAGCAUGGUUCCGAUUCCUUGGCACCUAAUUAUCGAGAAACUGGGCGUGGAGUUGCAAAUGCAGUCAAUUCCCAACAAUACUCAAUGAUGCAAUAUCGGCAAACCAAAGAAAGAUCUCAAUCAUGCCACGAAGAAGAAAAUAGAAAGGUAUCGGUCAAGCAAAUAGAUGCUCAGUCGGACAAACAUAAUAAGGUAGACCGUACAAGGCACCGCCAGUCCACAGUUCAAAAGGCGACGACCGCCUUUAGUUUGAAGGUGAAACAGUACUUCUACCAAAUACACUCGGGAUGCAACAACUCAGACUGCUACAAUAGACUCUGUGCAAAUGGCAGCCAUAGAGGUCUCAAGCUUAACCCUGAAGGUGCAUUAGUCCUAGCCAUCCACUUUGCUUCCAAGCCACACAGCAAGUUGUGCCAAGCAAUAACGCAGCUGCCAGAUACCACCAUACUGCACUACUUUGAUACCCGUUUGCAGAGGUCGCAGAAAAAAUCGAACGAACCGCAAUCCUUUUUGUCAGAGCUGUUUACAUCAACGUCAUCAUUUUCUCCCAUCAUACACUCCAGUACCAGUGAAUCACCUGCCCAAAAAGACGCACAGAUUCCUGAAGCGCAUUCCGCUAAUGAUGAUGAAGAAGAUGACUCAAAACUGCCUGACUCUUUUAGAAAGACGGCCAUAGUCAACAUGGAACGACCAUUUGGAGCUGCUCUGUACGAUGCACCAUUUCCUGAGAGUAACAUCCAAAACAUUCCUAGCCAAGUUAGACAAUUUUGGGGGAAUGUAUCUGCUGGUGUGCUUAGUGCCAUUGGCGGCAACAGACGGUUCAUAGUUCCACAUAAUAAUGAAAGCCCUUUGAAUGAAUUGGAAUACUAUGAAGAGCGCAACAACUGGUUGAAGCGAUCUCGACGUAGCAGUAAAUACGAAAAGAAAUAUGGCCAACGAAACAGCAAGCCACAUACUCGAAAUGAUGACAUUCAUAUGGAUGAUGUUGCGAAAGCUAACUUGCAAACUUCUCAAGAACUUGACAGUGUGAAGGAAGUUGACGUAUCUACGGAUGCACAUUCUCAUGUCUUUAUUGAUAUGAAACAUUUCAAGAGUUAUUUCGAUAAGAUGAGUUCAUCGGAACCUGACGACCAAUUCAGAUACUUAUCCAAUCUUAUCAAGCUCACUUUUGAACAUUGGGACGGCCUCGGCAACAGCUUCCUUUUGGGACAUGAAGUAGAAGAUCAGCAACACCCGAGCAUCAACAAGGCAGCUUUGAACGACCUGUUUGAUCUUUUAGUAACGGCCAAUAACAAGAACGCCGACUUGCUUCUUAAAGUCGCCUCCGAGAGUUUGGAAAUGCUCCUCACCAGAAUGAUUCUCAAUUGCGACGAUGUCUGUCAAUACCAAGCUACGUCUGAUUCAUCCAAAGUUAUGGACGAACCAGACGAUUAUUUCUUUUCUCGGAAUGCGGUCGAUUGGUGCCGUUCUGUUGCAUCUUGCAUGCAAUGGUAUAUAAUACAGAAGAAACACUCAUCCGCAGCUUCGGUGUCUGCGGAAUCAUGUCCUGACAAAACGGAUGUAGACGAGAGCAAAGCAGACGGAAGUGGAAGCAUCGGUGCAGCGCAUAACCUCAAGGCAAACAUCGCUGUCGGUGAAGAUAUACUCAUUCAAAAGCUGAUUACCAUAUUAUGUAAGAUAUCCAGUCAUAAAACGUCCGACAUGCGUGCGUUGUUAACGAGCACACUGCAUUGCUUUGAUGCGGAGGAUAUGUCAGCAUUUGUCAAAUUGUGCCAUGUGUUUAUGGAAGAUCAUUACCAUUCCAGCCCUUACAAGCUUGACGAAGAUGACCACGUUAUACGCACUACCAAAGCUCUUGAAUUACUAUACGACUCAAAUUGUCUGGAUCCAAACCAGCCCAUUGUCCCAGUCACGACAUUUUAUAAUGAUGCUUUCAACCGCAUCUUGGACGUUAAGGACGAAUAUCGUAUUUGGAAGCGGGUUCAGUUGGUGGGAGAAGGGCGACAUUCGGCGUCAUAUAUUGUCAAGCUCAUGGGGGCUGGCAAAACCAACACGUAUUUGAAUUUGAAUGAAAACCAGCGUCGUACUCGACUCUUCUUAACGACAUCGUCAACAUCAAUGCUGUUGCCUUUCCCCCUUAUGCACGAAUACCAAUUCUCCAUAUUCAGUUACUCAUUUCUCCUGCCCCCAUCGCUCAAACGAAAAAUCUUGCAUAUAGAUGCGAUGGCUCAAAUGUCAUCAGAGUAUGAAGAUGCAUGCGUCAAUCAUACUUUGGUCGCCCAUGCUCAAAGACUGCUUUCCGAUUCUCCCAAGAUGGUUCGUAACUUGGAAACCAGCUUACGCAGUGCCACAUGUCCGUAUUUGCUAUUGGAGAUCACUAGAGAGCACCUUAUUGAUGAUACCUGGCAACAAAUAUCACGGCGUUGGGCCGAUCUUAAGAAGCCUCUCAAGGUUCGAUUCAUAGGCGGUGGUGAAGAAGGCAUGGAUCAAGGCGGCGUACAAAAGGAGUUUUUCGGAGUUCUGAUGGAACAAUUAAUUCACUCUCCAUCUGGCCUGUUCGAAGUUGACCAAGAAACGAGAUCCAGCUGGGUCAGUUCCAAUGCAGGCGUCUACAACGAGUCCACUCGAUCUUUGGAAAUUGAUGCAGAGACACGUCGAUCAUUUGAAAUGUUUGGUGUGCUGAUGGGCCUGGCAAUCUACAAUGGAGUCGUACUUGGUUUACAAUUUCCAAAAAUCUUUUGGAAAAUGCUUACGUGCCCGAAUCCUUCUACGCUUGAUGACGACAAUGCACUGUUCAGCUUAAACGACCUUGAAGAAGGAUGGCCUAGCCUUGGAAAGGGUUUACGCCAGCUACUCGAUUGGGAACAGGAUGAUGUCGAAGACAUCUUUUGUCGCAGUUACGAAAUAUCAUACUCCACUCUUGGUAACGCUGUAGUUACUAUUCCUCUUGUUGCCGACGGUGAAAACGUACCUGUGACCAAUGAAAACCGCAAGGAAUUUGUAGAUGACUAUUGUCGGCACUUCAUGUACAGUUGGAUCCGUGAACCUAUGCUUGCUAUCCGACGAGGCGUUUGGAGUGUCAUUGGUGGAUCAGCUGUUGCUAUGUGUACUGCGGAUGAAGUCGAAGUGAUUGCUUGUGGACAGCGAGAUGGUCCUGAAGGAUUGGACCUUGACAUGCAUGAGCUUGAGAGCGCGGCUGAAUACGAUGAUGGCUACGAUUCCAAUCACGUUGUCAUCAGAAACUUUUGGUCCAUUGUUCACGAGUUGUCACCCCAACAAAAGCGACAUUUGCUACUAUUUGUCACCGCAAGCGAUAGAAUACCAGUUGGUGGACUAAAAGAGCUUAUGUUUGUCAUACAACGGAACGGACCUGACAGUGAUCGAUUACCUACUGCUCUUACCUGCUUUAGCCGACUUCUUCUCCCAGAAUACUCUAGCCGAGAAAAGCUAAAGAACCGGCUAAUCGUUUCUAUAGAAAACGCAAAGGGAUUUGGUCUCGUUUAAGUUCCAUGAUAACACUCACCAUUUGCCAGAUCAACCUACCCACCCGCAUUCCCUUACUUUGUUUAUUACAUGUAUUCUUGUAUUUUUGUUUUCCAUAACGUUUUCGUUGCUUUCCCACUACUGUUCUCAUACCCCCUCCUCUAUCUUUUCGUAUUGCCUCACCCUUUCGUAGACAUUUGAGCAUCAUCAUGUAUAUUCCUGUUUUGUAAGUGAUAAAUCAAACAAUCGCAUUUGGCGGUCUUCCAUGCAAUUCAA